AUGGCUACUGUAGCGGCUGAUCACUCUAGGGCUUCCAAGCCUAAGGACUCAGUCCUUGACCUUUGCACGAGGUCUACCCUUCUCGGCAACAACAUCUCUGUUCGCAUGCUGGAGUUUCUCACCACUGUCAAGCAUCAACCACAUGGAUUCCGCGAGCUUGCUGAGAGCUUCCUCGAUGUUUGUCGUCACCUCUGGUCCAUCGAGGCCGGCCUGGCUGAGGCCAGUCGAACCAACCAAGAGUUUCCUUCCGACAUGGUUCAGGAGCUCGAUUCCAAGUUCCGCCAGACCAACCACGAUUUCCAGGUCUUGGACCACAUGAUGUUCGAGUUUCUCGAAUACGAAAAGAAGGGCGGUCUCGGCAAGAUCCAGCGCAGCUGGCGCAUGAUGUUCGCCGACAAGGAGAUCAGCAAGAUGCGAGAGUCGCUGCGCAAGAUCCGUGAUGCCCUGAGGAUGAGCGCCCUUGUGUUCCAGUGGUCUCUGGGCAACGGCAAGACAGAUGAGUCUGUCGGCGGCGGCUAUGCCAGCCUCGCCGAGGCUCUGGAUCGCAUGAAGAACAAGCAGGGGGCUGGCACCGUCCGCAUCUCCAAGGCCAAGUCGUUCGAAGCUCAAACCGUCAACCAUUCGCUCAAAGCGCUUCCAUCACCGCAGCCACCUCUGCCUGCUCUACCGGCCCUGCCCUCUCUGUCACAUGCACCUCAUCUGCGCGCUCACUCUCCUUUCGAGAAGAUUUCUGCGUCGGACUUUGUCCUGGCGGAGAACGAUAGAUCUUUGACACCGGAGGCUCGUCGACGUGCUUCGAUCUCCAACAGGAGUCAGAAGAGCACCUCCGACCUCGGCGCCGCCGCCUAUGGCAUUGCACGCACAACGGAUGCCAGGGGUAUCGACAGGAGACAUGUUGCACAGGACGAUCUCACAAUCUCCGAGGUUGGCCAGUAUGACCUGCCCAGCAGGCCCGCCUACUCCAGCAGACUCGGUCGUGACGAUGCGACCAUCUCUGACCAUGGGCACUACGAAGCUCCUCCCAGCCGCAUCUCGGAGCGCCGCCUGCAGAUCGGACUCGGCCGCGAACAGCAUGAUAGCGGCAUGGCCCUCACCGUGGGUUCAAAUGAAGAUCCCCUGUACGACCUCCGCAGCAUCGAAACCGGUAACACUUCACCCACAAAGGUCAUCCGUCUCAAGGCUGACCCGAUGAACAUGCCUCGGUGGACACCCCGCCAUAGCAAUACUUCGACUACAUCUCUCAAGUCGGCGUUGGCGGCUGCUGUUCAUGCAAAGAACCACAAACUCGUGGAGCAGCUACUUGACCGCGGUGUCUCCCCCGAGACUGGUCCUGAUGUUCACAUUCUCGUAGAUGCAGUGAUCGCUCUUGAUGCCGAGAGCGUGAGACUACUGCUUCUUUUCGGAGCCGACCCCAACACAGCCGACAAGGAGGGUGUGACACCCCUCUUCGCUGCUGUUGAGGUAUCGGCUAUUGAGAUUGCCAGGACGCUGCUCAAAUAUGGCGCCGAUGCGAACUUGUCUGCCGGCCCCGGACUGGAGUCGCCGCUCGCAACCGCAGUCAUUGACCACAAGUACGAAUUUGUUCAGCUUCUUUUAACCUAUGGCGGCGACCCCAACCACAUCAUGGCCAACGGCAACACAGUACUCAUCAUCUCCAUGAGCAAGAAUACCCCCAAAAGGCUCGUCGACCUCAUGCUCGACUACGGCUCAGACCCCAACGAGAAGAACCGUGAGGGUAAGACUGCGCUCUUUGAAGCCAUCUUUGCUGCCCGUCCCGAUCUCGUCACCGCAUUACUCGACCAUGGCGCGAACCCCAACCUCCCGGGUCCGAAGCAUAUGCUUUGGCCGGCAUCGUAUCAGCCAGAAUGUCUCAAGCUGCUUCUCGCCCGUGGGGCCGAUAGCAAGAAGGCCCCUGGAAGCAUGGAGCUGGCGGUUAGCAUUAACAACAUCGAGUCGGUGCGCCUCCCUGCUCCGCCGCUGGUGUUGACCCCAAUCUCCAAGAAAGACGGCAUCUACACCCUCUGUGCACUGCCAUUCGCGAUAACCGCCACGAUUAUCCCUUGCGCUCCUCCUCGCCAAACAAAGGCCGAUCCCAACCUGAUUGGCGUCCGAGUACCCUGCUUUCAAACCGCUGGCGCCACCCUGCACGAGCCCAGCGGCAUCAUCGAAACAGCCGUCCGCACGAACAACAUGGAGGCGCUGCAGUGGCUCCUCGAUCAGGGUGUUGACCCCAACGCGCGUUCCGAGGAGGGCCACACGCCGCUGACGACGGCCAUUGCCGAGAACCGGCCCGAGGUGGUGGACGAGCUCAUCGCGCACGGCGCCAACCCCAGCGUCCGGGGCCAUGACUGGCCCAUCUGCAUGGCGGUGCGUCACCCGGCCAUGCUCAAGAAGCUGCUGCCGUCCGUCUCGGACCCGCGCGCCUUCAAGGGUCUCGUCGAGCGUGCCGUUGUCGCCAACCAGCUCGAGAGCGUCAAGCUGCUGCUUGCCGCGGGCGUCAGCGUCGAGGACCGCAACGGUGGCGUCUUCUCGCCGCUGACGACGGCCAUUCGCGAGGACAACAAGGAGAUCACGCGCUACCUGCUCGAGGAGGGCGGUGCCGACAUCAACGCACCCGGUGAGCACCUGCCCAUCGUCAAGGCUGUGAGGCGGUGCCGUGGCGACGAUACGGACAUUAUUGAGAUGCUGCUCGCCAAGGGCGCCGAUGUCAACAAGAUCUAUCGAGGCUGGAACGCCGUGAUGCAGGCUGUCGAGAAUGGCGACGCCAAGGUGCUGAGGCUCCUCGUCGAGCUUGGCGGCGGUGCCGACAUGGAUGCUCAGGAUGAGGGCGGCCGUAACAUUCUUGAGAUCGCGGCAGGACGGGGCUGGGAGGAUCCGGCCCGCGCUAUCUUGGAGAAGUACCCAAGGGUUUGA
Verticillium dahliae VdLs.17 is the source of this 2913-nucleotide messenger RNA. RefSeq names its product ankyrin repeat and SOCS box protein. The transcript is spliced from 2 exons. Gene Ontology annotation, molecular function: protein binding. Lineage: Eukaryota; Fungi; Ascomycota; Sordariomycetes; Glomerellales; Plectosphaerellaceae. The record is from RefSeq and is a predicted model, not a curated record. Bases 1 to 2913 code for a protein of 970 amino acids.